Molecule: messenger RNA, 3917 nt
Organism: Galeopterus variegatus (Sunda flying lemur)
Lineage: Eukaryota; Metazoa; Chordata; Mammalia; Dermoptera; Cynocephalidae
Gene: UGT8
Product: UDP glycosyltransferase 8
Exons: 6
Coding region: 412-2037 (541 amino acids)
Molecular function (GO): UDP-glycosyltransferase activity
Source: RefSeq, a predicted model, not a curated record
GGGGAAUCCGAGCCGCUCGCAGCCCGAGGCGUGUGAUGCGAGGCUGAGCGCGUGGCGGCCCGCGUUGUGUCCGGCUGAGCUAGGAGCGACAGGACAGGGGCGCGCUCCAGCUCUGCUCGCCGCGCGCGGGGCGGGGCGCGGCUGGGGGUGCUCGGCCGCCCGCGGGGAGCUGCGGAGGAGCAGGCGCUCUGUAGACCCGAGGAAAGGCACGGGUAAAGCAUUGCCAUCAACUGUGAGCCCAGAGAUCCCGUCCUCAGCCAUCACACUAACUCUGCAGCCUCCCUUACGCCUCCGAACCACCGAAGGAGGCGACACCUGAUCUAGAGCGCAAACACGGGUCCCUUCUGUCCCGGAUACAAUUACGCGGCAAAGACACACUCAAACUCACGCGCAGCAGCCAAGAGACAAGCUAUGAAGUCUUACACUCCAUAUUUCAUGCUCCUGUGGAGUGCUGUUGGGAUAGCGAAGGCUGCCAAAAUCAUCAUCGUGCCGCCAAUUAUGUUUGAAAGCCAUAUAUACAUUUUCAAGACGCUGGCCUCGGCCUUACACGAGAGAGGCCACCAUACAGUGUUCCUCCUCUCUGAAGGCAGAGACAUCGCCCCAUCUAAUCAUUACAGCUUCCAGCGCUACCCAGGGAUCUUUAACAGUACCACCUCGGAUGCUUUCCUGCAGUCCAAAAUGCAGAAUAUUUUCUCUGGGAGAUUGACAGCAAUCGAGCUGUUUGACAUACUGGAUCACUAUACUAAGAACUGUGACAUGAUUGUUGGCAACCGUGCCCUGAUCCAGGGCCUGAAAAAAGAAAAGUUUGACCUGCUGCUGGUGGACCCUAAUGAUAUGUGUGGAUUUGUGAUAGCUCAUCUUUUAGGGGUUAAAUAUGCUGUAUUUUCAACUGGCCUUUGGUAUCCUGCUGAAGUGGGCGCUCCUGCCCCAUUAGCUUACGUCCCAGAAUUUAAUUCACUCCUCACAGACCACAUGAACUUGCUGCAAAGGAUGAAAAAUACUGGCGUUUACCUCAUGUCCAGAUUAGGGGUCAGCUUUCUGGUUCUUCCCAAAUACGAAAGGAUAAUGCAGAAGUACAACCUGCUGCCACAGAAGUCCAUGUAUGAUUUGGUUCAUGGGUCCAGCCUGUGGAUGCUGUGUACUGACGUAGCACUGGAGUUUCCAAGACCCACUCUGCCUAAUGUUGUUUAUGUAGGAGGAAUCCUAACCAAACCGGCCAGCCCACUACCAGAAGAUCUCCAAAGGUGGGUAAAUGGUGCUAAUGAACAUGGCUUUGUCCUGGUAUCUUUUGGAGCUGCUGUCAAGUAUCUGUCAGAAGACAUCGCUAAUAAAUUGGCAGGAGCUCUGGGGAGAUUGCCUCAAAAAGUGAUUUGGAGGUUUUCUGGAACCAAACCAAAGAAUCUAGGAAACAACACUAAGCUCAUAGAGUGGUUGCCACAAAAUGACCUGCUUGGGCAUUCAAAUAUUAAAGCCUUCCUGAGCCAUGGUGGUUUGAACAGUAUUUUUGAAACUAUGUAUCAUGGUGUACCUGUGGUGGGAAUCCCACUCUUUGGAGACCAUUAUGAUACUAUGACCCGGGUACAGGCAAAAGGCAUGGGGAUAUUGCUAGAAUGGAAGACAGUUACUGAAGGAGAGCUAUAUGAAGCACUGGUGACAGUUAUCAAUAACCCCAGCUACCGUGAAAGGGCCCAGAAGCUUUCGGAAAUUCAUAAGGAUCAACCUGGUCACCCUGUCAAUCGGACUAUCUAUUGGAUAGAUUACAUUCUUCGUCACAACGGAGCUCAUCACCUACGUGCCGCUGUCCAUCAAAUCUCUUUCUGUCAGUAUUUUUUACUGGAUAUUGCUUUUGUGCUUUUGCUUGGUGCUACCUUGUUUUACUUUCUCUUGUCCCGGGUGACAAAAUUUAUCUACGGAAAAGUCAAAAGUCUGUGGUCUAGAAAUAAGCAUAGCCCAGUUAAUGGACAUUACCACAAUGGAAUUCUCAAUGGCAAAUACAAAAGAAAUGGCCAUAUUAAACAUGAAAAGAAGGUGAAAUGAGCCAGCAGCCCAGGUGGUAGAAACAAAUCUGUUCAGUCAUCAAAUUUUUAUUGCUAUAAUUUAGUCUAACAGCUACUAAAAGUAAAACUUCAGAAAACAAUUCUAACAUGCCCUUAUCAGAUCUUACUAAUGAAAUUCUGUGGAAUUAAAAUGGCUGUAAAAAGCACAAACCUAAAAUGCAAAAAUGUAUUUUAUUCAAAUACUGAUGCAGAGUUUUGGCACUGAACCUUUUAGAAGCCUUAAUUAUUUAAAUCGAGUAAGUGACCAUGUCAGACCUUAGUGUUAAAAUCUUGAUAUGUGUGUGUCCCAGAUAAGGAAUGGUCUCUUUUUUCUUAAUAAGUAUGUGUAUGUGCAUGUGCGUGUGUGUUUGUGUGUAUCCUAAUUAAGAGCGCUUUUUAGCUGGCUGCUUAUUAUACCUGUUAAAGGUACAACACAUUCAAGAAUGAAGUAGAAAGUCAGGAUCCGCAUGUUUCUCUUCUAGCAUUUAGUAUGUGUGAACUCAGAACACCACCAUGAAAGCAUGAGAAAAACACUUUUCUCUCAAAACUGGAUGCAGAGGAAGAAAGUGAAAAGAUAAAUGGCACAGUUUUUUGUACGUUUUGUUUGUUUUAGUUUUGUGUUUUGUUUUUUUUACAGACUAUGGACAAAUCUGGGGGAAAACGUGAUUAAGUAAAUGUAUAAAUUGGUUAUCACAUUUUACUUUUUUCUCCUACCAAUAAUUUUCCUCUGGAAGAAUUUUAUAGUUCUAUUUCAUUUUAAUGAGUAACAUUAUGUUAAAUGCAUAAUUAAGACAAAGCAACAAAGCUCUGACUUUUGUUCAAAGUACUGAAGAUAUAUUUGCUUACGUAGCAUUUUUAAACAGGGCCGUUGUUUGAAUGUUUAUGUAACUGUUUGGUUUUCUAUAAUGUAACUUUUGGAUGUUCAGGGGUUACAUUUCCAAAGUUUUAACUUUAAAAAACAUCUUCUUCAUCCCUUUUAUUGUCUGGGCCACACAAUCUAUAUUACCUAGGUGCCAACAUUUAAUUCUUUUAAAUGGAACAUUUGAAGUUCUCUAUAUUGGUACCUGCUUUGUCUGGAGAGGUUUGAGAUCUUGUUAACAAAUCAGACUUUAGAUGAUACACACAAGUGACAGAGAAUUUGUACCACUUGUUUGUGAAAAUGAGUUCCUAUUGCACUCCUUACUCCUUCAGCCAGCAUCUCAGCAGCUUUUUAUGGUCAUUGUGGCUGACAUGGAGCAGUGACAGUAUUCAUUUGAGAACAGGGAUGCAAGUCACAGACAUCAUAAAAUCAGGACCUCCCUGCUGAACUGUUCACUAGUUGGCAACUAUAAGUUUGUUCCAUGUCAUUCUGUUUACCUAGCACUUGCACUACACAUGUUGAGUGUAUGCUUUAUUUAUUUGUAGUUUGAAAUCCCAUGUCUGACAGCUGAGAGUAGAAAAAUACAUUUACCUAAUGUUAUUCACUAACAUUGAAGAGUUGUGAACAUUCUAGAAUCUGUAAAUCCUUGUCAUACACUAUGACAACUCAUUACAGUCCCACCAGGAGCCACUCUCCUAUACUUAGAAAUAAUGUCACAAGUAGUUUUCUAAUGUACAAUGCAGACCAAUGUACUGCUCUCUGAAUACUUGAAGAAAUGCUAUCAUACAUAGAAGCCUAUUAGUUAUACCUUUUCACAAUCCUACCACAAUGUUGUUGUUAAAAGGCAAAAAAGACACAGGCAAUGAAUAGUGGGAUGGUAAUGGGACUUGAGUGUAUGAAUGAGUUGAUUUUACCUUUUUGGAAUUUGAAGUUGACAGUACGCACUGACUGGAUGAUUAAGCAUAAGUUAAUAUCCACUGUGAUAAGAAUUUAAACAAUAAACAUGAUUUAAAAUAGAGAAA